CAGAGUGUCACAACUCCAGUCGUCUGGCGCGCCUUAGCCGGGUGGCACCAGCUGCUUCUCGCUGCUGUCCUGGUCCCGAGGCCACCUUGCCCCUGUCCCACGGCCCCCCAGUUUCUGUGGGACAUCCUCCUCCUGCCCCGCUCUCUCGGGCUAUAAUCGCUAACUUCCUUCGCGGCAGAGCAGCCCCAUGAGCUCUCUAGGGGAUCAGGUACGCGACUGGCACCAGGGGGUACUGGCCGUGGCGCGCAAAGACUGGGAUUGCGCGCUGCGCCUCUUCUCAGUCGUCCGGGAGCCGUCGGCCAAGAUGUCCUUUAACAUGGGCUGCGUGCACCUGAUGGCAGGGGAUCCCGAAGCUGCUCUACGGGCAUUUCAGCAAGCAGUGGCCAAGGAUGCCUGCAUGGCUGUCGGCUUCUUCCAGCGAGGGGUGGCCUGCUUCCUUCUGGAAAGGUUUCAGGAGGCCGUGUCUGACUUCCAGCUGGCCCUGGCACAGCUGAGGGGCAAUGCUGCCAUUGACUACACACAACUGGGCCUGUGCUUCAGAUUGCAAGCCUGGGAGGUCUUAUACAACAUGGCGUCGGCCCAGUGCCGGGCAGGGCUCUGGACCAAGGCUGCCGAGACUCUAGCGGAGGCCAUCUCCAAAUGGUCAGAGGGGGCCCGAGAUAGCCUGGACAUUGCCCUGGACCGAGUGCAGCAACAGGUACCCCUACAGCUGCGGCAAGUCCCCAAAGGGGAGGUCUUCCAACCUCCCAGGCAACACUUAAAGCAUCUGGAGCCUGUGGAUUUCCUCGGCAAGGCUAAGGUGGUGGCUUCUGUCAUCCCUGACAACCACAACCCAGACGUCCGGCCUCAGCAGAGGUCCCAGGUGGAGCAAGUUGGCCAACAGUCUCCUCCAGCCAUGGUUUGCUGGCAUCCGGAGGGCCCGGCCCCUCUGAAGAUUCCUCAGGAGCUGGGCCUGUACUCUGUCCCCUUGGGUCCCAGGACCAAGUUGCCUUUAAAGACUAUGGAAGCCGUCUUCUGUCCCCAGGGAGCUGCUGCAAAGGACCCUGAGCCCUCGGAGGCUGUCACUGUGCAGUGCCACUUUACUGUGCCCCUGAAGGCCGCAAGAGGAACUGGCCUGUCCAGUUUUCGGACGCUGCUGGCCCAAGCGCUCCUUCACCAGGCCCAGACAGGGCAGCUCAGUUACAAAGCCCCAGGGCAGGAGUCCUGGAUCCCUAUCCCCUCGGAGGAGUCCUUGCAGAGUGUGUGGAGGAAUGUGGCCACGGGCCCAAGAGGACUGCAGCUGCAGUGCCGGGGGGCCUGGGGCCGGCCAGUCCUCUACCAAGUAGUAGCUCAGCACAGCUACCCAGCCCAAAGACCUGAGGAUUUGGGAUUCCGCCAAGGGGACACAGUGGAUGUUCUCUGUGAAGUGGACGAAGCAUGGCUGGAGGGGCACCGAGAUGGCUGCAUUGGCAUUUUCCCCAAGUGCUUUGUGGUCCCAGCUGGUGCCCGUGUGGAAGCCACACCUGUUCCGGGACCCUGGCCAGGAGACCAGCACUAGCAAUAAAUACUGUG
Acomys russatus (golden spiny mouse) is the source of this 1551-nucleotide messenger RNA. RefSeq names its product NADPH oxidase activator 1 (gene Noxa1). The transcript is spliced from 12 exons. Lineage: Eukaryota; Metazoa; Chordata; Mammalia; Rodentia; Muridae. Gene Ontology annotation, molecular function: protein binding; superoxide-generating NADPH oxidase activator activity. Bases 188 to 1537 code for a protein of 449 amino acids. The record is from RefSeq and is a predicted model, not a curated record. Gene Ontology annotation, biological process: superoxide anion generation.